CAGCCUACACCACCCGCUGUCCUGAUGGCGACGGACCCCGCGCCGGUGCCGGCGAUGCGCUGCUACUCGCUGCCGCCAGUCCGCCUCCCCGCGGAGGACAUUCUCUUCUGCGUCGACGUUGACCUCGAGGCCCGCGCCGAGAUGAAGUCCGCCGCCGCCGCCGCAGCGUCCUCGGGCUCCACCUCCACCGCUUCGCCGCAGCCGACGCAGCCCGCGGGGGCCGGGGGUGCCCCGGCGGCGGGGCCCCGGACCGUGGUCAGGCGGAUGGACGCGGUCAGGCAGGCGCUGCUGCUGUUCGUCCACAGCAAGCUCACCAUGUGCCCAGAGCACCGCUUCGCCUUCGCCUCCCUCGGCGAGACGUUCUCCAUGGUGAAGAAGGGCUUCAGCAGUGAUGCUGGUUUCGCAAUGGAGGCAAUCCAUUCCUUGUCUGCUUCAGAAACAAGAUAUGCUAUGGCUGAUCUGACCCAGCUCUUUAUGACAGCUUGCCAGGAAGGGAAAAGAGCAGAAUCGCAAGGCCGGAUUCUCCGGGUGGUGCUCAUAUACUGCCGUUCCUCUACAAAGCCACAGCAUCAGUGGCCCGUGAAGCCAAAGAAUUUCACCCUCGACAUAAUCUAUCUCCACGACAAGCCAAAUCCUGACAACUGCCCACAGAAGGUAUAUGAUGCCUUGGUCGAUGUUCUUGAGCAUGUCAGCCAGUAUGAGGGGUACAUUCUCGAGACUGGUCAAGGGCUUGCUCGCGUGCUCUUUCGUCAGAUGUGCAUUCUUGUAUCCCAUCCUUUGCAACGUUGCAUGCAAGAUGACCUUGAUAUUCCCAAACAAGUCGCUAAGAAAAUCGUGGCAGCCGAACCUGCACAGAAUGAAGAUGCCGCUCCAGUCUCCAGCCAACAGUAGGGUCUUCUAGUUGAACGGUAUGCAAACAUGAAGUUACUCGCAAGCGGUUGGCAUUACCGUUCUACUAGAUCAGAAUGCCUGUUCUGUGUGAUGGAGAUUCCAUCCCAGAAUUUGUGUACUAUGCUUUAACUGUCCAAGGAGUCAUCCUCUUGCCCCCGUCCCUUGUUUGCUUGGGUAUUCAGCAUGUAGUUGCACAUGAUACAAAUAACUCAAAUCUUUGGCACUUGAAUUUCAUUUGUUUGCGAACUUUAAGUUGUGCUGCAGGUCGUAUCAUGUUCAGCUCAUCUGAGAGAACUCUGCUGAAUUUUGUGUUGUGCUAGGGGAACCUUCUCUGCCGUGUAACCAUUAAGCCAGAGUUAUCUUACAUCAUGAGGCCCCUGUGAUUUUCCU
Molecule: messenger RNA, 1281 nt
Organism: Zea mays
Lineage: Eukaryota; Viridiplantae; Streptophyta; Magnoliopsida; Poales; Poaceae
Exons: 3
Coding region: 25-891 (288 amino acids)
Biological process (GO): positive regulation of DNA repair
Cellular component (GO): BRISC complex; BRCA1-A complex
Source: RefSeq, marked predicted